AUGCCGCCCUCUCCAUUUAGUCUUGUAGCGCUCGCAGUGGGGGCAUGGGCUCUCUACAAAAUAUACGUCAAAUUCAUCAUGCCCCGUCCGGAGGACAUCAUUCCCGCACCACCGCUUCAUGCCUGGUUCCUGGGACACCUUCCGAUGGUUAUGGGCCGCCAGGGCUGGAAACAAUGGAGUGCUUGGGCCGAUGAAUAUGGCACUACCUUCAGACUCAAGUUCCCCGUCGAGAGGCGCGUGGUGGUUACUCACGACCCCAAGGUACUGCAUCAUGUCUUGGUCAAGGACAGCGACAACUUUCCCAAACAUAUCUCGCCAUCUGAUGACCUUAAACUUCUCCUCGGCCCAGGAGUGCUCACUACCGUGGGGCACCAACACAAACGGCAAAGGAAGCUUCUCACCCCAGUAUUCGCCGCUUCGCAUCUUCGAAACAUGGCAAACAUAUUCUACAAUGUCGCCCACAGGGUGGUCGAAGCUAUGGAGAAACGGAUUCCCACUCACGAGACUGCGGAAGACCUGGAUGUCAACGGUUGGAUGGCGCGCACGACUCUUGAAAUGCUCGGUCAGGCCGGCCUAGGGUACUCCUUCGACAACUUCCUAGACGACUCGACGGACGAGUACGGACAGUCACUGAAGAUGUUCUUCCCAACGCUUAACUCUGCCGUGUUCAUACAGAUUGUGGCCCCGAUCAUGUCAGAAUAUAUCCCUGAUUGGCUCAGCUGCGCCUUAUGGCGCAUAUUCCCGAAUAAGAGCAUCAACCGCAUGAUGCACAUUCGGGACACGAUGUACCGUCGCUCCAAAGAGAUUAUUUCGGAGAAGAAAUUGGCACUCGAGAGAGGCGACCAGGCGCUCGCUCAUGAGGUCGGCGAGGGCAAGGACAUCAUGAGCAUUUGCCUGAAGGCCAACAUGUCCGCGGCGGACCACGACAAGAUGGACGAUGAGGAGAUUAUUGCCCAAAUGUCUACGUUCAUUCUCGCCGGAAUGGACACGACUUCGAACGCGCUCUCACGCAUCCUGUUGCUCCUCGCGGAACACCCGGAUGCUCAGGAGAAACUGCGCGCUGAGAUACUCGAGGCGCAGGGGGUAGACCGCUCGGACAUCUCGUACGAAGACCUCAUAAAACUUCCCUACCUCGACGCAGUCUGCCGCGAGACGCUCCGCCUCUACGCCCCCGUUCCGAUCACCGGCCGCAUGGUUGCCAAAGACACCGCUAUCCCGCUCUCGCAGCCGAUGAGGGGUGUUGACGGCCGCGAGAUCAACGAAAUCGUGCUCAAGCGUGAUUCCGUUGUCAUCACGUAUCUCCAGGGCAGCAACGUCAACAAGGAACUCUGGGGAGAAGACGCGCUGGAGUGGAAACCAGAACGGUGGCUAAGCCCUCUCCCAGGUGCCGUUGACGAAGCGCGAAUCCCUGGGGUGUAUGCGCACCUAAUGACGUUCUCUGCCGGAUCUACAUCGUGCAUAGGAUUCAAGUUCUCCCAAGUUGAGAUGAAGGUUGUGUUGUCCACCCUUCUCCCCGCAUUCUCGUUUGCGCCAACGGACAAGGAGGUGGUGUGGAACUCGUCCGCGGUGCUUUAUCCUACGAUGGGCUAUGAGAAAGAGUUGCCGGAAAUGCGUCUCAUGGUAAAGAUCAUCAAGGACUAA
Messenger RNA from Epithele typhae, 1641 nucleotides. RefSeq names its product cytochrome P450. NCBI's taxonomy places the organism in Eukaryota, Fungi, Basidiomycota, Agaricomycetes, Polyporales, Epitheliaceae. The record is from RefSeq and is a predicted model, not a curated record. The transcript has 12 exons. Gene Ontology annotation, molecular function: heme binding; oxidoreductase activity, acting on paired donors, with incorporation or reduction of molecular oxygen; monooxygenase activity. Bases 1 to 1641 code for a protein of 546 amino acids.